Carya illinoinensis is the source of this 1435-nucleotide messenger RNA. RefSeq lists its product as uncharacterized. Bases 176 to 622 code for a protein of 148 amino acids. NCBI's taxonomy places the organism in Eukaryota, Viridiplantae, Streptophyta, Magnoliopsida, Fagales, Juglandaceae. The transcript has 2 exons. The record is from RefSeq and is a predicted model, not a curated record.
UUCACCUUGAAAACUAGCCGUUACAUCAAAUCCUCCGCCACCAAUUAUUUGCCUCUAAUUGUAAUCCUUCAAGAUCCUUAAGAACAUUGCCAUUAUUGCUCCAGAUUUUCUCAUUUUCACUCUAGUUUUUCUGAGUCGCCGCUACAAACCCACCAUCCAACUUUCGCAGAGAUCCAUGGUCGUGCCUUCAAACAGAUCAUCCUCCUCGGCAAUGAUUACAAGUAGGGAAAAUCACAAUUCAAGAAACUCGGAGAUUAGCAAUCCCAUUAGGAGGAGUUUCGGUGGGAACCAUUUACGAAAGCCUCAAUUGUUGCCAACCAGAGAGGCUCCAAUCCGAGUACUCUGGCUAAUAGUCAUUCUGUUUCAGCAAAUAAGCUCGAUGGGUAGAGAAAGCGUAGCUUCUUUGCGACGUUGCGAGGAUAAAGAAAACCCAAAAGACCAGAAUGCGAAAGUAGGGAUUGUCCGAUCCCCAGCUUCUUCGAAAGGCACAAAGAAUUUUAUGUCUUCGACGAUAUCAGUGGCUUCCAAGAUGACCGCGUCUCCAAGGAAGAAGAUAGUGGGUGAGAGGAACGAGCCUGCUCGGACUUCCCUUUUGUUCUCCAACGAGAAGAAUCCAUCAUGAUAAGUGAGAUUCUCGAACGUAGUGGAAGAUAUUGAUGCUAAGGAAGAUCCUGGUUUGCAAGAGAACAAGACUGAAGCUGCGGAUGACACGAAAGCACCUCUUACAGCUUCUUCAAUUCAAGAAGCUUUGAGAUGCGAGGAAGUCCUUCAUUCUGAGGUGCCUUUGAGUUCCAAUAUUGAAUCGAAAUCCUUAUCGGAGGAACCUGAUUGUGUUAAUCGUGACCCGAAUUUUAAGAUUAGUCCUACUUCUUCGUGUUUGUGGUCGGGUCCAAUUGUAGUGCCUCUUGAUGCAGACCCUUCAAUGCCUCCUUAUGAUCCUAAAGCCAAUUACCUCUCGCCAAGGCCUUAGUUCCUGCAUGAAAGACCGAAUCCUCGAAUCGAGCUUUAUCUCAAGGAAAGUGAUGGUAGAUGACUCGAGGAAAGCUUUUCUGACACUAAAGUUACAGAAGAAACAAAGUCCAAUAAUUCCCAGAGAGAAAACGAGGAUGUCUCUUCAGGUGAACUAUCAAAAGAAGAAGAGCAAGAAGAGGUCCGUGUUUCUAAACCAAGCUCCAUCAGUACUUAUUUUCCGAAAGAGACUCUCAAAGCAAAAGAGGGAUCAAAGCUUUCGUUCUUUUCAAGAUCGAAGUGCACCGGGCUGCUUUUUCUUCUCUCGCUUGCUUGUUUAUCAAUCUCAGUUACUAAUUCUCCAGUCAUUGAGCCCUAUGUGCUUAAAGUGCCUAGCUUAUUUAAGAUUAAGAGUAUAUGAAAUUGCCGAAUUAUCAAAAGCAAAUUUUGAUGGUUUAGCUCGAAAUUUCUGGCUUAGGUAUGCUAA